UCCACUUCCUGCUUCGCCGCUCAAAGUUUUUCCUCCGGUGAAGAGGAGAGAAGACUUUUGAACGGAGUAAAACCGACCACCAGCUUCAUUUCAUGCCUCAGACUUUAAAAUCACCACCGGACACAUUUCGGACUCUAUGAUUCGACCGAAAACAUCGAUAUUUAUUCGUCCGCCGCCAAAUCCUAAAACAUGGAGGACCCAAGCAGACCUCAGCGAAAAAUGUCAACAGCAGGAGACAGCCUGUACAAAGUCCUUGGACUGGAGAAAGGAGCAUCUUCAGAAGAAAUUAAGAAGGCAUACAGGAAACUUGCGUUAAGGCAUCACCCUGAUAAGAACCUAGAUAAACCGGAUGCUGCUGAGAAAUUCAAGGAGAUCAACAACGCCAACUCCAUCCUCAGUGACGAAAAUAAAAGAAAUAUCUAUGAUGAGUAUGGGUCCAUGGGGCUCUAUGUGGCCGAGCAGUUCGGGGACGAGAGCGUCAAAUAUUAUUUCCUCAUGUCCAAGUGCUGGUUCAAGGCCCUGUUUGUAUGCUGCAGUAUUUUCACCUGCUGCUGCUGUUUCUGCUGCUGCUGUUUCUGCUGUGGGAAAUGCAAAGCGCCAGAGGACCAGGAAAACUUCCCCUACAUGGACCCCGAGGACCUGGAGGCAGAGAUCAGAGAGCAGGAUGCAGCAGGAGACCAUGUAAUAGUUAUUCAGCCGAGCGCUGACACCUCAGAUAAAGUCAACACCUCUUCAGGUGAGAAUGCACCGAUCGUGAUUCAGCCUCACGCGGCUAACGGCAACUCAUAAACCAAGUGAGUGAAGUUCCAGUAAAACCACAGCAGCAGCGCUGAUCAUUGCUGGAGACAAUGAGCAUCAAUUACAUGUUUGAAUGUGUCAGAAAACAUUCGUCCGAGAGUCGUUUUUGUUUAAAUGAAACGAGCAGCGAUCUGAUUCUGCCAUAUUUUUUGGUGCCAGUGGUUCUGUCUUUGAUCCAGUCUCGUAUUUAUUUUUACCUUUUUAUUCUUUAAAUAUUGGAUAGUAUCUGGACUGCAGUGACGAAGCUCAAAGCCAUGCAGAUCAAAGCUCUGGAAUAAUUAGGUUUUUUUUCAUGUGCACUUUAAUAUCUCUAGUUCAGGUUAAAAUCCUGAAGCUGCCGCGACGGGCUGAGAACAUUUUGACUCAAGAUGCCCUUCGGUCAGAAAUGUUUUAAUAUUUUUUAAUGCUACAUAAAAAGGCUGUUUCUCAAUUAUUAAAAAAGCCAACUGCUCGGAGAAUUACGAGGUGUUCAGUCAUGCUGCACAUAUUGUAGAGAAAAAUUAAAGGGCUUAUUGAAAUGCUGUACAGAAUAUUGUGACAAAAUCAGACAACGUAUUUAUUUGUUGUGUAUUGUAAAUAGCACAACUAGAAUUAACAAAGUGAUGCUGAUGGGCAUUACCGGAAUAAUUCAAAGUUUUUUGGGAGGAGUGCUUAUAAACUUUACUUAACAAUCGUAUGUUUACGGAGUUGGCUAUGUGAGUCUUUUAAAGGAAUAUUUUACCCACAAAAUGAUCAUUGUAUAUCAGUUACUCACUCUGUGUUACAUUGAAAAGGUGAAGAAAAUUUUGGUUCUCUUGAAUGCCAGGAAAAAUGCGUUUCUCAAACAUGCAUUUUUAGGAAAAAUGGCACUGAGCGUACAACUUUUUUGGACUUACUUGGAUUAUACUGCACGAGUUGUGUGAGAAUUUGUAAACAGAUUUUUUGAUAAAGUUUUGCUGUUUUCAACUUGAAUCCAUCAAUAUUUUUCUCAGUUUUUGGGUUCUGCAUUCACUGUGAGGGCAUGUGAGAAAACGUUUUCUUCACAAAUUCAGUGCAACACAGGCUGGGUUACCGAUGUAGAAAUGAUUGUUUUGUAGUUAAAGUAUUCCUUUAAAACUACGGUGAAUUGCAAAUAACAAAACAACAGCAGGGUUUGGUGAUUUUAGGGUCCAAAUUUGAUUUAUUUUCAGGCGCUUUCAUGUGAUCAAACACUAAAUUGGAUAUAAGUACACAGUUUCAUUUUCUAAUUAUGACUAUGUAAUUUGUCUUAACAGUAUUUACAAAUCUGAAUCUGGUAGUUGAAAUAACUUGAUUCAUAUCAGGAUAUGAUAUGAAAAAGAAAUAUAUUGAAAUAGCUCUUUAAGUGAUGCUUGUAGUACUUUUGGUUAGCUCACUGAACCUGAACACGAGGUGACCUCAAGAAAAACGGUACUAAUUACAGCCGGGCGUCGCUACCAUACCUUUAAAGUAUUGACUGAAAUUUGAAAUCUUCUCCAGUCAAAUGAUGCCUGCAUUUAAUCCUUUUUGAACCCACAUUUAGAAAACAGGUUAUUUGUUCGGUCUUGUUUGCAGCCAAUCACUGCAGGCGUUCUGUGAUGUAAUGCGACAUGUGACCGGCCCAGUACCGCGGCGGCUCCAAUCCAAACAGUGUGUGGUGCUUUGAGAUUGAGCGUGGUGUUUUUUAUGGAGUUUAGCGUGCAGAGAUGCCACCAAAAUGUUUAAAAUUAUGGCUUUAACAUAACAGGCCUGAGGUGUCUGAAAGGUCCAGUGUGAAGGAUUUAGGUGGAUAUUCUGGCAUAAAAGGAGCACAGUAUAACAAGUAUGUUUUCUUUAGUGUUUAAUCACCUGAAGGUAAGAAUCUUUGUGUUUUUGUUACCUUAGAAAGAUUGAUUUAUGUCUACAUAGGGAACAGAUCCUCGUCUGUGGAGAUCGCCACGUUGCACCGUCAUGUUUCUACAGCGGCCCAGAACAGACAAACCAAACCUAAUCAGGCACAUUUAUUUUCAUGUUUUUAUAUUGUCCACGUUUGCAGCUAGCAGUUUUGUAAAAACACUUAUUUUUAACACGAAAAUUCUUUAUUUAGUGUUUUUUUUUUUUUUACGGGUUUCUGUCACUGGAUCCAUUUGUUUGGAGAGAAAGUGGCCCCUGUGGAUAAUUCAGCUCACGGUAAAAAACUUUCUAAACGUCUGGAUCACUAGCAGGUGCUGCCAGUUUUGACAUGCCAAACAGCUUUGUAGAAACGCUGAUUUUUAACAUGAAACUCCUUUAUUCAGUGUUUUUAUGUGUUUUAAUCAUCUCGUCAGUUUGUUUUGGAGAGGAGGAGACCCCUGUGGAUAAUUCGGCUUCUGGUAAAAAUCUCACAAACAAUUAAAACUGUAUGAAUUCUAGUCAGCAGAAGUUUCAGUUGCUUGUAAUCUUAAAUCCUCACAUCUAGAGGCCACUUAAUCCCUUUAAAUCUUACACACUGUUCCUUUAUUCACAGAGGGGGUAUUUAAUGAAGUAGGAAAAAAAGGCGUCUAAUUAAAUACUCUUGGUAUCAAUAUCACUUUAAGGGUACUGGUAUUAACUCUUCUUACCAUUGAUUUUAAAACAAACUUCAAUCGACAACAAAACGACUUUUGCCAAAUAUUCUGGUUGUAUUUUCUCGCGUGUUGAGGCCUUUUUCAAAGAUCUCUCUCAGUGCUGUGUGAUGAUUAUCGCCUGUAUGUGCCGUGAAAUGAUGCUUGAUACAGAAAAUGUGUUUUUAUGUAAAUUAAGAGGUAUAUUUUUGAUUGGAGGUUUUAUGACAAAUUGAGUGUAUAUUUAGGUAAUAAAGCCUUAAAUUAUGUCGACUUUCAUCAUGUUUGUAUUAUAUUUUUAUCUGCUGGGUGUAGGAAUGUUGUUUUUUGCAUUUGUUACAAAUUUAAAUACUAUAUGUACAUCAUUUUUAGCGUUUUAUCUGUUUUGUGUCCCGACUAUGUAAAGUUUAAAUAAUCCCAGAAACGUAUGUGAAUGUCAGUUUUGUAUACUUGAUGGAAACUUCACAAAAGUGCCUGAGUAGAUUAUAGUGGGAUUUCUUUUUCGAUCAUUAACAAGAAAAAUAUAUAUUUUGCUAUCUGAACAUUCCCAGUUUGUUUUUAUUUCUUCCAACUUUUUGUUUCUGUAAAAUUAACGUUUGUCUGAUGAAAUAAACUUUGGUGGGACUGAAAAUGUCCAAA
Messenger RNA from Plectropomus leopardus (leopard coralgrouper), 3974 nucleotides. RefSeq names its product DnaJ (Hsp40) homolog, subfamily C, member 5 gamma b (gene dnajc5gb). The record is from RefSeq and is a predicted model, not a curated record. NCBI's taxonomy places the organism in Eukaryota, Metazoa, Chordata, Actinopteri, Perciformes, Serranidae.